Molecule: messenger RNA, 969 nt
Organism: Solanum pennellii
Lineage: Eukaryota; Viridiplantae; Streptophyta; Magnoliopsida; Solanales; Solanaceae
Exons: 2
Coding region: 205-693 (162 amino acids)
Source: RefSeq, a predicted model, not a curated record
GCAAAGUCGUAACCCGCACUUUAGACCUCACAAAUCACUAGUCCAAGGUCAAGACUCCGAUUUCUCCGGCGAGAUCGUCGUUCCGUCAAUAUCUCCGGCGCCUAAAGAUCCCAAUUUGUCGGCGUUCCGGAUCCCGACGGCGGGAGUAUUUCAGUAGUUCUCGCCAUUUUUCUCGCUAAUGCAUGUCGCUGUAUAUAGAAAAGGAUGGGUUUAUUUAGGAAACUAUCUGGAUUUCUAGGGCUUUCAAGAGAAGAAGGUCACGAAGUGAGAGGGGUAGAAGAUAACACCAAUGGUAAUAUAGCACCGUCGUCAGUGGAUGUAGCUGCAGCAGCUGCCACAGCUCAAGCUCAAAAUGUUCCACGCAGAGGUUUCAGUGUCCCGAUUCAAGUCCCCGUUGAGAGGGCACAACUCGGACCUAUCCUUGUUCGUUGUAGUUCACGGGAUGGUGGUGUUCAGGGAUUGAGAUGGUACGCCAAGCGACUUAGGAUUGAUGAAGAUGGAGAUGUUGCAGACGAGUUUCUCGAGGAAGUCCUUGAGGACACACGUUCAAGAACAGAAGAACACCACAGGCAAUAUCCCAAGUUUGAACUGAAGUACACCACAAAACCUGCUAAGGUAACAAGCCAGGCACUCUCAACUGCUGGCAAAAUACAACAUAGAGUGGAACAUCAAGGCAAAUUGGAAUGGAUUUGAUGAUCGUACUUGAGGUUGAGAUUUGACUAAAUUAUUGCUAGCAGAUGCAUUAUUUUUGCUUCAUUCUCUCAGAAGGACCAACGUUUGGUGUGUGAAUCACUAUUUGGGCAUUCAAUGUUCUUUUAUCUCUGCUUUGUUGGAACUAACUUGAUGCUAGAAAGCAAGGUUUCAUUCAUAAAAGAAAACAUAGUUGUACCCAGAAAAAUUUUCAAUGUAUACAUGAAUAUUGAACUGUUAGUUACUAGGAACAUCUUAUUCAUGGUAUGCUACUUAAAA